AUGGCGGGCGAUGCUCUGCCAGCUAAACGCAUAGGAGGUACCUUCACACCCACGCUGGAAGAUUUAAAGCCAGAUCUCAUGGGGACGUAUGUUAGUGCUUCCUGCGAGCCGGUGCGCAUCCCGCUGUGCAAGCCGCUGCCCUGGAACAUGACCAAGAUGCCGAACCACCUGCACCACAGCACGCAGGCCAACGCCGUGCUGGCCAUGGAGCAGUUCGAGGGGCUGCUGGGCACCAACUGCAGCCCCGACCUCCUCUUCUUCCUCUGCGCCAUGUACGCGCCCAUCUGCACCAUCGACUUCCAGCAUGAGCCCAUCAAGCCCUGCAAGUCCGUCUGCGAGCGCGCCCGCGCCGGCUGCGAGCCCGUCCUCAUCCGCUACCGCCACCCCUGGCCCGAGAGCAUUUGCUGUUUGGAACUUUCUUUGGAAGAAAAUGGUAUAUGUAUAAAUCCACUAAAUUUAACACUUCUUCACAUAUUUUACGAAUCCGUGCCAGAUUUCCCUAUGGAUUCUAAUAAUGGCAACUGUAGAGGCGCCAGCAUCGAGCGCUGCAAAUGCAAGCCUAUAAAAGCUACCCAGAAGACCUAUCUACGCAACAAUUAUAACUACGUCAUUCGGGCUAAAGUGAAGGAGCUGAAGACUAAAUGUCACGACGUCACUGCGGUGGUGGAAGUAAAGGAGAUCCUAAAAUCUUCGCUGGUGAACAUCCCAAAGGACACUGUAAACCUUCACACGAACUCCGGCUGCCUGUGCCCACCGCUCAGUGCCAACGAAGAGUACAUCAUUAUGGGCUACGAAGACGAGGAGCGCUCCCGGUUACUCUUGGUGGAAGGCUCCAUAGCCGAGAAAUGGAAGGAUCGUCUUGGUAAAAAAGUAAAGCGCUGGGAUCAGAAACUCCGCCACCUCGGGAAGGGGAAGGGAGAGCCCGGACACAGCGACUCGGCUCCAAAGCCUGGCAAACCCAGCAGUGCCCGACAAGCACGUAGUUAGAUGUGGGAUGCCAUACAUUGACAUGCAGUGGACUAUCUACCAAGACUUCGUUGUUGGAGCAGCAAAGGAGAAAUUGCACUAUUGCACGUUAUAUUCUAUUGUUUACUACAAAAUAAUGUUUUAGCUUAUAUUAGUUUUUAUUCUCCCUCUUGUUUUCUGCCUUUUUUUUUUUCAGAUGUGUGCAAGCUCUGGAAAUAUAUAUAUAUUUUUUUUUUCUGUUACUAAGAACUGUAGAGAACUGCUCUUAUGAGAUGGGGAAAGAUAAGGACAUGCUGAAUUCACCAUUUUAUCUCCUGAAUCUUCUU
Molecule: messenger RNA, 1292 nt
Organism: Nipponia nippon (crested ibis)
Lineage: Eukaryota; Metazoa; Chordata; Aves; Pelecaniformes; Threskiornithidae
Source: RefSeq, a predicted model, not a curated record